Passer montanus (Eurasian tree sparrow) is the source of this 1536-nucleotide messenger RNA. It is a transcript of the gene NIT1, whose product is annotated as nitrilase 1. Gene Ontology annotation, molecular function: hydrolase activity, acting on carbon-nitrogen (but not peptide) bonds, in linear amides. NCBI's taxonomy places the organism in Eukaryota, Metazoa, Chordata, Aves, Passeriformes, Passeridae. The record is from RefSeq and is a predicted model, not a curated record. The transcript has 6 exons. Bases 49 to 1143 code for a protein of 364 amino acids.
UGGGGCAGUUUGGGGGUUCAGGGGCAGUUUUGGGGGGGGGUUCCAGCCAUGUCACCCCCUCCCCAAUUCGGGGUGUCCCCCCCCAGGCUGAGGGUGGCCCCCCGGGCCCUGCUGUGCUGCCCCCCGAGAGCCUCGAGAGCCCCCCAGAGCUCCAGCACCACGGGCAGCCCUGUGGCCAUGGCAGCCCCCCCAGCCCCCGCGGUGUCCCCAGGCCCCCCGGGCGGGCUGGUGGCGGUGGCGCAGGUGACGAGCACGGCGGACAAGGAGCACAACUGGCGGCAGUGCUCGGCGCUGGUGCGGCGCGCGGCGGCCGCGGGGGCCCGCGCCGUGUUCCUGCCCGAGGCCUUCGACUUCAUCGGGGACAGUCCCCAGCACAGCCUGGCGCUGGCAGAGCCCCUGCACGGGGACACCGUGCGGCGCUACCGCCAGCUGGCCAGGCCGUGUCCCUCUGUGUCCCCAGGGAAUGUGACGUGUGGCUCUCCCUCGGUGGCUUCCACGAGCGUGGCCAGGACUGGGACAGCACCGGCCGCAUCUACAACUGUCACCUGCUGCUGGACAGCUCGGGCGCGCUGGUGGCUGUCCCCAUGUCCCCAACCCCCGUGGCUGUCCCCAGGCGCGCUGGUGGCCGCGUACCGCAAGCUGCACCUGUUUGACGCGGCGCUGCCGGGGGCGCCGGCGCUGUGCGAGAGCUCCUUCACCAACCCUGGCCGGGAGCUGCUGCCCCCCAUCGACACCCCCGUGGGCAAGGUGGGGCUGGCCGUGUGCUAUGACCUGCGUUUCCCGGAGCUGGCCCAGGCCCUGCGCGGGGCCGGUGCCCAAAUCCUGACCUACCCCUCGGCCUUCACCGUGCCCACCGGAGCCGCGCACUGGGAGGUGCUGCUGCGUGCCCGUGCCAUCGAGUGCCAGUGCUACGUGGUGGCCGCGGCGCAGACCGGCCGCCACAACGCCGGCCGCGCGUCCUUCGGCCACUCGCUGGUGGCCGACCCCUGGGGCACCGUGGUGGCCCAGUGCCACGAGGGGCCGGGGCUGUGCCUGGCCCACAUCGACCUGGCCUACCUGGAGCAGGUGCGGAGGGAGCUGCCCGUGCACGGCCACCGCCGCGGGGACAUCUACGGGGCCCUGCCGGGGACACCGGGGACGUGACGGCGCCGCUCGGCCAAACCCGCCUGGAAAUUGUACUGGGUUUGCUCUUCUGUGCCCAGAGUGGGAUGGCACCACGUGUGCCCCCUUUCUGUUUGGGGGUGUCAAAUCUCCAUCAAUAUAGCCCUGAAUCGGCCCCAAAUCUGCACCAAUUCAGCCCCAAAUCUGCACCAAUUCAGCCCAAAGUCAGCUCCAAAUCAGCCCCAAAUCUGCACCAAUUCAGCCCCAAAUCUGCCCUUUUAUUCCCAAAAUUGAAUGGUAGAAUGUGUCUCCCUUUUCUUUAUUGGGGGUCCCAAAUCUCCCCCAAAUUAGUCCCACCUCUGCAUUAAUUCAGCCCCAAAUAUUCCCCCAAAUCAGUCCCAAAUCUGCACCAAUUCAGCCCAAAAUCAGCCCCAA